This is a messenger RNA of Drosophila virilis, 3056 nucleotides long. The record is from RefSeq and is a predicted model, not a curated record. NCBI's taxonomy places the organism in Eukaryota, Metazoa, Arthropoda, Insecta, Diptera, Drosophilidae.
AUAUAUGAAUAUUAUAUAUAUAAAUAGUAUAGUAUACGGCACAUGUGAAUAAAUCGCAAGUGAAUAGAAUUAUAAAUGAUACAUGCAUACAUAUAUCACGCAGAAUUUGAAGAAAAACAAAAGCGCGUGCAAGAGCAAAACAUAAAAAUAAAUUAAUAUCUAUGCUUAUUUCACAUGCCAGGCCAUAUACCGUAUCUGAGUGUGUGUGAGAGCGCGCGCGUGUGUGUGUGUGUGUGAGUAAUAGCCAAGAGAACUAGCGAGCGAUCUAAAAAAACGAAAAACAGAAAUAAAACAACAAAAUACAAAAAAAAAAAAGAAACGAAAAUUACGCGAACAAAUCCAAGAUAAAAAAAAUAGAAGAAGAAGCAACAACAACUAUAACAAUUGACAACGAGCUAAGAACAAGCGCAAAGCAACAAACCAAAAAUAGGCGCAGCUAACGACGACGCCAGCGUCAACGCGUAUGUGCCGAGCAUAAUUAAACGACACACGAAGAGCGUAUCUAUAAAGUUAAUGAAUAAACACAUAUCUAUACGAAUCACAACGACGACGACGACGACGACGACGCGAAACCCAUAACGACGAUAUUUAAUCUAAAAAAAACUUGGAAGAGAGAUACCGAAUUAGCUGGCAAAAAAGCAAAAGAGUGUGAAGGCAGUUUAACAAAAGCUGAACAGCAACGAAAACCAAACAAAUUAUUGGAUCAAUUUUAUAUUGCAUUAAAAGACCACGCUAAUACUUAUAAAAGGAAUAAAUAUUAUUUGUCUUGCAUAUAAGACUACGAAAGCCAAUUAAGCCUAGAUAAUUGUAUUAAAGUGAAGCAAAUACAAACAAAAUAUAACAAAAAGAAAAAAGAAAAGAAUUGUGAUAUGUACAACUUUACUCAAAUAUUGAAAAAAACAUAUAUAAGCGUUUAAUUCAAGUAUUCCGAUCUUCAAGGAGACACAGACGGAUACGUGAUUAAUUCAAGUUUUUCAAAAAAAAAAAAAAAAACAUUAACAAAAACCAAAGAUAAGGGUUCUCAAUUAGUUUAACGCAGAAGCAGAAGAAGAAGAAGCAGCAACAAUGGCAGAAAAAGUGGAAAUCUCAGCAGCCACAUUUAAUAAUAAUCAACAGAAUGAUGCUCGAAAGGUGCGCAAAUCGCCCGAUUUUCAACCCAUAAUGCCAGGUGUCAUAUCCAGAGAGCGCAGCUUUGUGCGCACCUCAAAUCAACAGAACAUUAACAAAAGGCGCAGUCUGGCGUUCAACGUGCCUGGAAAUCAGCCUGGACAAAUGCGUGGCAAGCCCGCAAUGGAUAUAUACAGACCUCCAAAUGUGCGCGACUCCGAGGUAGCCAGCGAUGCUGCUGCUGGUGGCACAGGUGGCACAGUUGGUGCUGGUGGUGGUGGGUGUGUCUCGAACAAACUGAACAUAAAUGCCCAGGAGUUCACAAUGACGAGCAACACACGUGCAACGCCAGCGGCUGAGGCACUUAACAAGCUAAACCACAAUCUACAACAUUCUUCCAGUUCGUCCCUCAUCUUCCCAAUGGCUGGCGGCGGGCCUAAUCUUCUCCAGCAGCAACAGCAGCAACAGCAGCAGCAGCAGCAGCAAUAUGCGAUCCUCAACAGACGCCAGGCGGGCCUAUCGCUGGGCAACAUGCCCGCACUGAACAGCCUCAAGGGUGGCCAGCAUCGUUCCAUCUUGGUGACGCAUCCGAUGGCUGGACAAAUACCGCUCAUGAAUUCACCAUCCAGCGGCAACAUACUUCACUCGACGAACCGUGUCAAGUUCGCGCCGGAGACGCGGGCACAGAAGUCGGCGCAGCACAAUCAGUACGGCAACAAUAACAAUAUGAAUCACUACCAUAAUGGACAGCAACAGCAAUAUCAAGUGAAUGGCAUCGAUCCUUAUCAAAAUGGAGCCGCUUUGCAGCGCUCCAAGUCGUUGUCCUCGGCCGAUGCGCUGACACGUGGCUUGGCCGGCUUGGGUCUGGGCCUGGGCAACGAGGUGGCCGACAUUGGCCAGUUUACGCCGGAAAUACAGGCACUGAUCGAAACGGCUCUGGAGGAUCCCAACAAAUUGAAUUCCCGCUGCCUCAUGGAGCUGACGUCACAGUUCAUCAAGCGCGCCGUCGAGAGUCGACGCUUCGCCUUGCCCAUAUCGCGUCUCUGCCUCAAUAUCAUCGCCAAGGAGCAGAAGGAGACGUUUCUCGAGGCGCUGCUCAACACAUGCCGCCAGUGGUAUCAGGAGCGCGAAAAGCUGCUGUUCGCCAUUCAGGGCAUGAAGUCGCCGUCGCGGGUUCGCUUUACGGCUUUCAUGGCAUUUCUUACGGAAAUGUUUUGCCAGCUGAAACGCCGUCAGCUGCAGCUGCGCACCCACAGCGAGGGCACCCCACCACCGCUGGUGCUGCUCAGCCUGCUGUCCAAGUGCUGCGAGGAUUGUGUGCGUCCUCCCGUGCGUUCCCUAUCCGAGAUUGAGUGCCUGUUCUAUGUUUUGACCUGCAUUGGCCAGGAUAUGGAGCAGCAGCUGCCGCAGCAGCUGGAGCUGCUCAUGUCCCUGGUGCGCGAUGCGUUCCUCAAUGCCGGCGAUGCUGCCGCCUCCAUACGCCGAACCCUGCUCCAGCUGAUCGAGCUGAAGGCCUCCCACUGGCAGUUGCCCGGCAACUCUGUGCUCUACUACACCCACACCAACAAUUAGUUCGGGCUCGGUACGGGAUUUGAGAAUCGGACGCAAUUUGUUGCAAUAAGUAACCAGACAUUAUUAUUGUGGUCGAAUUGCAUUUAGGCGCAGUCCUCAGUGCAAAACGCAACUAUUUAUCGUACUCCGCGCAGUACCAUAGUCCAUAAGCAAUAUUUAUUUUCGGAACCCUAGAUAGAUCGACUAACACCCAGGCAUAAUAAUUAUACACGCACAUUUCUACCAGCCCAAUUCGGCGACAUUUGUGGAAAGCAGCUCAUUUACAAUCACGCGUCCCACUCUGGUAGAACUUAUGAUUCUGCCUAUGUAAGGCUCAAUUUAUACUAUGUGAAUCCAUAUUAUUUAUGUGUAAUAAAUACUACUACUAGUCAAAAAAA